Messenger RNA from Emiliania huxleyi CCMP1516, 9228 nucleotides. RefSeq lists its product as hypothetical. The record is from RefSeq and is a predicted model, not a curated record. Lineage: Eukaryota; Haptophyta; Isochrysidales; Noelaerhabdaceae. The transcript is spliced from 2 exons. Bases 1 to 9228 code for a protein of 3075 amino acids. Gene Ontology annotation, molecular function: protein binding.
AUGCGGCGCCAGGUUGCGUGGCCGCCGGGGCCGUCGUCACCGCCUCCGUCGCUGCUGCUGCUGCUGCUGCUGCUGGCGGGCUGGCUCCAGCUCAGCACAGCAGUAUCCGCAGGUUUUACCAAGUCGCAGUCCGAUGAGGACGAGAAGGCAAAGGUGGAGUGGACGAUCAGCGCGCCGACCAACCGAGUCUACGUCGACCACGAGCUCGCUGGCGAUACAUACCAAAUUCGCAAGACGGACAACGCAGUCGGGUCUGACGCUAGCCCUUAUGAGAUCGAGCUGGACGGUGGAGGCACCGCGAACCUCUACCUCUUCAAGCUCGACGCGCUAGACACCAGUGAUUCGUGCUUUGCAUGCUUGGAAGAGGAAGCCUUUGCCCGUGAGUGCCUCUCUGAGACUCGAUGCGCAGGGAAGGCGUUCGACACAGGUGGCAUGGCGAUAAGCGAGAAAGCCCCCGACCAAGUGGCUGAUCUCGCCGAUGUGAGCGAUGCAGACCUCGACGGCCGGCGGAUUGAGCUCACGUUUCAUAUGCCGCUGUCCAAGGGCUUGCCCAUCACCAGCCUGGUGGUCCGACGGCAGGCUGUCGGCGACUCUGCUAUCGUGGACUACCGGAUUGGGUGUGCCACAUCAGACAACGAAUGUGAGCCUGGCCUCGUCACUCCGAUUGGUGAUUGCAACGAAAUGGCAGCCAAUCAGAAUCUUAGUCGCACAGAAUGUGUCCUCCCAACGUCUGGUGGUGAAGAGCAGAUCGGCUACGUCGUGGAGAAGUACGUCGAGGACAGUGCCACUGGCAUCAAGAAGGCAAGAGGCGAAAGCUUCAGCGUCCUGCUGGGCUCGUGGGAGAAUGGCAACGAAAAGUACAUCACGCCGACGCAAGCGUACACGUGGAGCGUGCUCGCCAUCAACGACAAGGUGGACUACACUUCUGAAACCUGCACCGUUGGCACCCAAAGCUGCCCGUGGAGCGCCACGAUAACAAGGACGCAGAAGCAGGCCACCCCCGACAAGCCGGGAGACCCGGCGGCUUCGGUCAGCGAAACCGCGCUUACCCUCCAGUGGGGUGUGCCCAACGACAACGGCAACGCGAUCACGGGGUACAGGGUGGCGUGCGAGGACGUUUCGACCUACACUCGACCGUCGGCAUGGCAGCAGGCACCUCUAUCCUUCUACCUUGGCGCACGUCCGAGCGCUCCAAACGCACCUACCCUGGACUUGAUGGAAGCUACGCUUGAAACGAGUGGCACUCAGUCUAUCGACAUCGGUGUCAGCGACAGUGCAACCACAAGCGGCAUUCAACUGGCGCCCGGCACAAAGUAUCGGUGCCAGGUCGUGCCGUACAACGAUUUUGAAGUCGACAACGUCCUGCAGGGCGGCCUAAACGCCCCCGCCUUCUACUCGGCGUGGAGCUCUGUGGUGACCACUCUCGCAAAGGCGCCCGAGGCAGUCAGUGAAGUUGAAGAAUGCACGGCCGUUCCGCAGGGCACAACCAGUGUGGGUGACAUGACAGUGCCGAGCGACAACUCGCCGGCGGGGCAGUUGAAAUACACAAUCAAGUGGACGCCCCCGAGGCCCAACGAUGAUAGUAUCAACAAUCCAGGAAGUGGCAACUACUGGAAGUGGAGGUACUUCUUCACUGGGACAGGGAUCGCCGAGCCCGCUUCUGCAGUUGGGGCGACCCGCAAAACGAGCUCUGGCGAAUCCAUCAAGCAAUAUUACGACUUCACCGGCCUCACCUACAAUCAACAGUACAGUUUCUGCGUCGAGUCGGCUGGGAAAGGUUGCGCCAGCGGCGAUGCGUCACCGUGUUUCAGGUCUGGCACACCAGGCGCCUGCGCAGCCUGCAACACUCAGACCUUUCACCCCGGUUCGCCCACCAUGGACGAUUUCGAUGAUCGUGCGGGCUUCGACGGCAAGGCGACCUCGCUCAAGAUCAGGUUCAAGGCGCCCACUGAGCUGUACGGCUCCACCGUCACCGGCUACUCCUUCAUCAUGUGCCCGAAGGGCCCCACAUGCGACCCGACGUCCGCUUCAGAAGCGGCAAACAGGCGCUACAUCUGCGACCAGACCUCCGCGCCGUCGGCGUGUGGAUUCGUCCCACCAUUCAACGGCGGCUGGUUCGAGUUCACGAUCGAUACGUACGGAGCCGGCAGUGGCAACUCAGUCCAGUCCGGCACAGAGUACAGCAUCAGCGUACGCGCCGAGGACAGCGACAGUAAUCGGAUCGGCUUCGCCUCCUCGCCCUCCAUCACAGGCAAAACAGCGCCCGUGCCAACGCUGCUCUCGAACGGCGUGUCCAGCAACGCUCGCGACAUCAAGGUGCAGUGGGACAAGUACACCUAUGACGGGGGCGAUAGCUACGCAGACGAGUUCGACGUCUACUUGUGCAGCGGGGCGACGUGCUCGAGCUCUGGCUCGUCAAUUGACAACGCAACCCUCAGAAACGGCAAUGAUGGCGGCGACUGCGCAAGCGAUGACGGAACCGAAGACCCUGGGACCACAGACUGCAGCUACACCUUCACCGGCCUUACGCCCGCGACGGAGUACACCGUUGUCAUUGUCGGCAGGGUCACGACAGGUCAGACCUCGGGCGACUCUUCCGCAGUUGCAAUCACGACGACAGCAGACAGGCCUGAGAAGCUCGGUGCGCCCACGAUUGAGGAGUCGAGGACGCGGAGCGCAGACGUCAAGUACACUGUGCCUGCCGCAUCCGACUGGACACGCACGGCCAAUCACCCUCAAGGCACCUGGUUCAACGGGGCUGGCAUCGAAAGCUACAUCGUCAAGCACUGCAAAACUAACUGCGCUAGCUCGUUUGACAGCUGCACGUGCUCCGAAAUGGAGGAGGAGAACACGUUCGCCGCCGCAGCACUUCCACAGACUGAAGAGGUGCCGGCAACGGGGGAGUUCGACCCCUUCGCGAACUACCUCGUCUGGGUCGUCGCACAAAACUCGGUGGGCUUCUCCGACCCGUCCGACAAGCGUUUCGUUUCUCGGUCCGCCACAGACAACGGGGGGGAGGAUUGCCGUGAGCAGCCCGAUCAGCUGCUUGCACCCCUCCUCGACGACUCAAAAGGGCAAAACGGGCUAACCAACUCGUCAGUCUGGCUCAAAUGGACGCGACCCGCUUCCAAUGGCGAGCCGGUCACCCAGUACCGAGUCUUGUGGACCGUCGAGACUCGCGCAGGUGGGGUCGGUGUGCCAGGCAGCGAGACUCUGUCAGCCCCGGACGAAGCAGAGGCAUCACACGAGGUCGACGGGCUCCAGCCGGGGAACAAGUACACCUUCAAAGUCGCAGCGUACAAUUCCGUGCCUCGUGGCGUCAAUGCGGCGUGCGGAAGCACAGGCUCUGAUGGAUGGAGCAUCCCAUCUCCGAUUAGCUCGCAGUUUAGCACCCUCCCCGUCAAGCCGCAGGCGCCAGGCGCCCCAACCCUGAGCGCCCGCGGAGGCACGUCCCUCACGAUCGAGUGGUUGGCACCCUUCGACAAUGGAGACGCCAUCACUGAAUUCUUCGUGUAUUCGGAGGCUUCCGAGAUCUCGCUAGACAAUGGACAGCUCGGUGCCAAGGUGCAAGUGGACGGCCAGGCGACACAGGGCAGGUCAUUUGCUUGGAACCCGCAGAACCUCCGCCCCGUGACGGAGUACACCUUCCGCGUGAGCGCGAAAAAUGGUGCCGGAGAGUCUGACCUCUCUCUAGAGGCUGCCUUCACCACUGACGUCUACGAACCGGAGUACCCGCUCAACAUCGUUGCUGCCGCGCGAACUGCCUCGUCCAUCUCUCUGGACUGGUCGCCGGCCGUCAACAAUGGCAUCAACAUCACGCUGUACGAGAUCUGCUACAACGAGCUUCAGAGCUCUUCCAGUCCUGAAUCUGUCUGCGGCAAAUCAGACUCUGGAUGGAAAGUGGCCUCAGGGACUCAGACCAUCGACUCCUACCCUACCCCCGGGACCCCGCUCACCGAGUCCGCGGCGUACGAAGUCAGUGUGCGAGCCUGCAAUGCCUAUGCGCAAUCGGAGCGGUGCCCAGAAGGUGACCCCAGCGAGGAGUGUAAGAGCGGAGCGGACGGCUGCUCGAAUUGGUCGCCUUUCGUGAAGCUCACAACCACCUCGAGCGGCCUCCUCACGCCGCCGGCGCCCGUAGUGAGCCUUGUCAACGCCACCAGCGCCACCGCCUUCUUCAAGUGGCGCGUCCGUCCGAAGGACGACUUCGACACACUGGGCACGACGGCGAUCGCAGUCUUCAAGCCCACGCUCACCGACAGCGAGACGGGCGGCGUUGAGGUGCUCGACCUCAUCACAGGCGACGCCUUUAGCGAGGGGGAGGAGUACUUGCUCUCCGUCACCGGCCUGAGCAGCGCGACGAGCUACUCUUUGACCGUCUCCGCUGGCAACGUCGAUGGAUUCGGUGAGGAGUCAAUCGCAGUCGUCUUCACCACCGGCUCUUCACCACCAGAGGCGCCCGACGCGCCCAGCUUCGACAGGACGCUGCCAAACGUCUUGCUCCACCUCUCUGGUGCAGCAGCCGACAACGGCGAGCCCAUCACCCAGUACCAGUGGCAGGUCAAGUUAUCGGACCAGUGGGGAAACCCGACCGACUGUGGGAGCGAUCCCAACGAUAGCACGUGCAGGGUCAUCGCCGACACGUCGUACUCGUACACGUAUCCAUCGCAGAGCUUCGACGUUCGCGUUCGCGCGUACAACGCCCUCGGUCCCGGCGAGUGGUCCGAGGCGACCACCGUGACUCCCACGGACCUCCAGCCAGCCGCGCCGAGCCUGGACGCGGUCACGGCGGCUGGCAUCGACUCGAUCGAAAUCUUGUGGUCUGCAGGCUCCGGCGCAGCAGCCGCAGACACGUACAGGCUGGAGAUCAGCGAGGGAGACUGCGCGGGAGACGAGGGCUGCAGGUCGCGGCUCGUUGAGGUCGACGCGUCCGUGCUGUCGUACAACCUUCCCGCUCUGCCCGGCACCCUCCACACCGUCCAGGUCUUUGCGGGCAACCUUGCAGGAUAUUCCGAGGUGUCCUCGUCGCUGAGCGCUACCACGCUUGCCGCGCCGCCGCCACCGUCGCAGCCGCCAUCACCGCCCUCGCCAUCGCCGCCACCACCCUCGCCACCGCUGCCCUCGCCACCGCCACCCUCGCCGCCGCUGCCGUCGCCACCCCCGCCCACACCGCCUCCUCCGCCGCCCACACCACCGCCGCCGUCGCCACCACCGCCAGCGACCAGUUCAGAACCACCGCAAAACGUCGAUCGGGGUAGUGGGGUGGAUCUCGGCAGCGCCCUGGCCUCGUCCCAGAUUCACGUGGUGUGGGAGGCGCCGGCAGACGACGGCGGAAAGCCAGUCACGGAGUACUGCCUCACAGUCACCGACCUCUCGAGCUCUCCCUCCGCGGUCGUCCUCCCCUCGACGUGCUUGGGCGAGUACCCCGGCGGUGGCCUCCCCAGGCGGGAGCACUACUUCACUACGGAUGGAAUCUUUCCGGGCCAGGAGUUCGAGUUUGCCGUCGUCGCCAGGAACGAGAUCGGCGACAGCGCCCCCGCGACCGCGACCCUAUCGACGGCGAGCUCGGUGCCUGAUCGGCUCGACACGCCAGCCCUGCUGCGCACGGAGCCGCCAAACGUGCCGCUGCCCGACAACAUCACCAUCGGCAUCCGACCUCUCUCGGUGCAGCGUCUGGGAGGCGGCGAGAUCUUGCGGUACGAGAUCUACGAGAGCGGCGCGCUGGUUCAGACCUUCGAAGCGGGCGACGUGGCGGGGAGGCUCGAGGCGUGCGGCUGCGACUACCUCGAGCACUCGCCGGCGCUGUACGACGUCUAUUCGGAGUACAUCUAUCGGGCCAGAGCUGUCUCUACCGUCGGGAACGGCACGCUCUCGUACGAGCUCGUGAUCGACGCCGCCGCCUCAAAUGCGCCUGUGCCGGUGAACGUGCGCGUCACGUCGACGGAGUCUCGAGCCGUCACCAUCGCCUGGAAGAUCAUCAAAGGCAGCUCGGACAGCGAGUGGGACCGCGUCCGCCUCACGCUGACGUGCAACGAGGAGGACUGCGACAGCGUCGUCGAGGAGGACGUGCAGGAGGUGCGCGAGUCUGCCUGCCAGGACGACGACGUGGGCUACUACAGCUGCUCGUAUGUCGUCUCCGGCGCGCGGCCCAUCACGCAGUACGCCGUCACCGCCCAGUCGGGCAAGGGCGGCGCAUACAGCGAGUCGUCUCUGAUCACCGACGACUCGCGCGUGACGACCCUCCCCGGGGCGCCGCAGCCGCCGGCCAUCGACGCGGCGCAGCCGACGCAGACUUCGGUCAAGCUGAGGUGGACGGUGCCGCGCGACAACGGGCCGGAUGUCACUGGCUUCGUCGCUCGGUACGCAUCAGCGGGCGGCGCAUCAGCGGGCGGAGGCGAGGGCGCGGUGCUGCUCGACUACGUUGGGGCCGCUCACGCUAGCUCAGGCGCAGUGAACGCGUCUCUGAGUGACGACGAGCUCUGCGGGCUGGUGCCGACCGCGCCCGCGUCGUCCGUCGGGUCGACCCUCGAGUCCGAGCUGGUCGGCCUGCAGCCGGGCACAACCUACGACCUCUCCCUCGUCGCGUGCAACUCCCUCGGCGCGUCCACCAAAGCGAAGGCCUCGGCGCACACGCACGACGUGCCCGACCGGCCUGAUCCGCCGUCGCUCGGUAGCGGCGUCACCAGCACCAGCCUCGACAUUGAGUGGCAGCUGCCCUAUGAUCACGGCCUUGCAGUCAGCGGGUCGGAGCUCGAAUUCAGUGGCAGCGCCACAAACUACUCGGGCGUGACCACCAGCAGGGUCGGGCUGCUGCCCGCCACGCCGUACGAGGUGCGUGUCCGCGCCUUCAACGACGCCGGCCCCUCCAGCUUCUCCGAGCCGGCCUUCCUGUGGACUGCCCCCGACGCGCCAAGCCGGCCGGUCCUUGAGGGAGGCAGCUGCGGGGAGCCUGUCGAGGGGAGCGGCCUGAGCCUCCUCAAGGGCGACCUCGUGGCCAACGGGCAGGUCAUCACCAAGGUCGAGGUCAAGACGCAGGAGACCGCCUCCGGCCAGUCUACGGCCCGGGUGGACACUUUUGUGGGGGCGGCGAUUGACGCCCCGAGCCUGAUGCUGACCCGCAACGGAGAAGGCUUUGUCGACUACCGAGACUACAGCGUGCAGAUGCGCGCCGAGAACAAGCUCGGGUGGUCGGACUGGUCCGUUCCAAUCACCUGCACCCCAGCCCCCGAGACGGACGCCCAGCCGCCCCAGAACCCUGAGGCAGAGCCGCUCGGCCCCGCCGCCGUCGAAGUCCGUUGGGAGAUGCCGGCGAACAGCAGCUGGGACGGCUUCGUUGUCAGCCUCGACCCGGUGCUCGAGAGCUCCGCGGGGCGGAGGCUGCAGCUGGAGGAUUGCGCCGUCGAGGCGCCGCAGCGCGUCGACAUUGAGAUCGACAGCCUCUUCUGCCCGCUCGCGCAAGGCGGCCGGAGGCUCUGCGAGCUCAACGUGACUGGCGGCACGCCAAACACAACCUACACCGUCAGCGUCCAGUCGAGGCUGGGGCAAGGGACGUCCUCCACCCCACCGGAGCUGCCCGUCGUGAGGAUGCCGCCGGGGCCGCCCCAGGAGCCGCAGUGCCUCUCCCUCUCCAGCGUCACGGACACCACCCUCCGCUUCGGCUGGCUGACGCCCCGCGACCACGGCAUCGCGAUCGCCGGCUUUCUCGUGACGUACACCGCCGCCAGAUCCGAGGAGGGGACGACAACCGGCGUCGGCCCAGGCGGCGAGACUUUGCCAAGGUCAGUCGACUGCUCGGCGGUAGCCUCGGCGGCGGCAGCUGCGGGAUCAAACGCCGGGCCGGAGGGCGGCGCACUCGUCGCGGAGGUGAGCGGACUGCAGACGGGCACGAGCUACGCCAUCAGUAUCAGCACCUGCAAUGUGGACGGCGAACUCUCCCUCGCCAGCGCCGAGCUGGGCGUUGGCGAGGCGCACACGCACGCUGUCCCUGACCGGCCAGCAGCGCCGCGGAUCGACACGGGGGCGGACGUGACCCCGAGAGGUUUCACAGUGCUGUGGGAGGCGCCGUCGUCUGCCUGCCGCGGACAGGCGGGCUGCGUCGACGACCACGGCCUCGCAGUCGACGCUCUGGAGCUCGAGUUCGACGGGCAGGUGGUGGACGCGUCCCUCGGCGGUGGGGCAUACGUCGCCACCGAUCUCAAGCCUGCGACGGCGUACCCCGUGCGACUCCGCUUCAACAACAGCCUCGGCGCCUCAGACUGGUCGGAUAUCGCCUAUCUGUGGAGCGAUCCCACCGUCCCAGACCAGCCCGAUCCGCCCGCCUGCUCCGAGUCGCUCCGCUCCGCGCGCAUGCUCGCUGUCGUGCCCGGCGAGGUCGUCUCCAACGGCAAGGAUGUCGUCGCUUGGGAGUUUGAGACGCGGCCGAUGGCUGCAACAAGCGGCGAGGGCGACUACGCGUCAAACACCUCCGUCGACCCGGCCCGCCUCGCCGACUCCUGCGGCAGCCUCCUCUUCGAUGGGGCGCCCUCGGAGCUGGCGACGCCUCCAUCCGCGUGCGACGGCGCCGCCCUGCUCAGCGACGGCGUCGACACGCCAGAGGCGGAGUACAGGGUGCGUGCCCGCGCCGUCAACGCGCUCGGCGCGUCGGGGUGGUCCGAUGCGACGGUCUGCUCGACGGCGGCCGAAGCCGUGGAGCCCUUCCCCGUCGUCUUUCUCGUCGCCGGCCUCGGAGGCGCCGUGCUCUGCCUGGUCUGCGCGAUGAUUGCUGUCUGGAAGACCAACCUGCACAAGGUGGUGGCGCCCAAGCUGCGCCGCAAGAAGCCGAACGACGAGCCGCUCAAGACGUUUGUGACGCAGGAGGCGGUGCCGAACGAGGACGAGGACCCCGAGCUGGUGAUGAACCCGGUGCUGAUGGCGCACCUGGCGCUGGAGGAGGACCGGACGGCGAGGAAGGGCAAGGAGGCGAAGAAGGGAAGCAAGGGGAAGGCGGGCCGCUCAGGCGGCCUCAGGCGGCUCGGUCUCAAUAUCGACGGGUCGAAGCAGGGACCGAGCAGGCCAAAGACGGGCAAGGAGCUCGUGGACGCGCACCUGGCGGAGCAGCGGGCGCGCGACACGGCGGUCAACGGGGUGGUGCAGCCCAUUGCGGGCGGCGAGGCCGCCGGCGGCGGCGCCGCAUCGCAGGAGGAGGGGCGUGGCCAGGCCAAGGCCAAGGUCAGAUUCGGGCUGGUGCGCUGA